UAGAAUGCAUACUAUAGGUUAGAUACGGGUGGUGGUGCUACAAAGUGAAAUGUAUUACGAUGCCUACUUUUCAACUGAGUCAGUGAUCUGACAAAUUUCAAGUAGAAUGGAGCUAAACGUUGAUUAUAAUAUAAAAGGAACAAAAAUAAAACUGAUAGUGAUUUUAAUAAUAAGAUCAAAUCAAAAGACAAUAAAAGUAGAAAAUUUAAAUCUUAAUUUUGUAUGCUUCAUUCUAAACUGGGAAAAUGGCUAAAAAUACUAAAUUGGAAUAUUAUAAUCUGAUAAUAUUUUCAGUGCUUAAAGACUCCUAUUUUAUGAAUCUUAUAUUUACUACUGAUGGGUGAAGAUUGAUAAAUUAGCAAAUAUUUAAUUAUAUAUACUUCGAUUGUCAUUCAUUCAAUCAGUAGCUUAUUCAAUGAAUAUUUAUUAAACUUCCCUUAUAUUCCAGGACCUGGGGACACAACCCAAACCAAAAAAGUAAGGACCCUGCUCUCAAGGAGUUUACAUUCCAGGGGCCUAAUACAAUCUGCUCUGACACUCCAAAUACUUUAGUACAUUUUCAUGGGAAGCACUGACAGCAAAGACAGUAGUAAAUAAGGGCAUGAUACGCUUCAGGCCUGGAAUUUUUCAACUUUGGCUGUACUUCUGUGCAAAGGCCAUUAGGUGUGCAAUCUUACACAAGUUACUUAAACAUUUUAACCUUAUUUCCGCCUCUGUAAAAGAGGAACAGUAAUAGCUGGGUUCUCCUGGAGAUUAAAUGAGAUAAUGUGCGCCGACUAUUCAGCAAUUAUUAGUAUUAUCGCUUUGGCUCCAUGGUUCCAAAAAAAAGUGCCUGCUCAUUAGAAUCACCUGGGGAUAUCUUUAAACUCUCAGACCACACACCAGGCCAAUUAAACCCAAUCUCUGAGGGUGGGACAUAGGCGUCAGCAUUUUUUGAGCUCCCCAGGUGUUUCCAAUUUGCAGAAAUUUGGGAACGGCUGCAGUUUAGCUUACUGAUAUGUCAUAAUAACAUUUGCCCAUCCACCUAUCUUUACCAGAGAUGGAACCAGGAUGCCUCAUGAGCGAAUGAAAGCCAGAUAACUAAGGUGCACAUUUUUCUGUCUCAUCUCGUGGCUCGCAUCCAAAUCUCUUCAAAUCUCUUCAAGGGGAGAGGGAUGGGAGGGAGUCCUGACCCCUGCUGCCUGCGCACAGCUGUUAAGGUUUAAGGAGACCCUUAGGUAUAUAGGGAGGGCUGACACUUCCACCUGCAGUGACUGCUGGGCCUGCCAGAGGAGAAGCCGAGAGCCGGGAAAACCAGCCCUUCCGGGGCGCUGGGCUCGGGACAGAGGCCGAAGACGCGCCGGGAGGGAAGACCGGCAGCUGGAUCAUCCCCUGGGGCCGUACAACGGCCUGGCCCGCGCGGCUCGGGUGGGCGCUGUCUGUGUGCGCGCUUUGCCCUUGCUCGCCCUCCCCGCUGCGACCCCAGCCUAGGGCAGGAGCAGAGCCCAGGCGCAGUGGCCCGGGGCGAGGAGGGCCCGCCCCGCCGCUCGCCGCCAUGGAGUCAUGGCCGCCUGGCGGCUCUGCUCCCGCGGAGGCCGGGCGUCGCCUGCGCGGCUUGCGCGGCGCCGACUUGGCGGCCUCGGCCUCCUUGCUGAGCGGGGCCGGGGCCGAAGCCGGGUGCAGCGCGCCGGCCGUGGCGGCCGUUUUGCCGGCGGGGGGGAGCGGGGAGAGGAUGGGCGUCCCCACCCCGAAGCAGUUCUGCCCCAUCCUGGAGAGGCCGCUCAUCAGCUACACCCUGCAGGCCCUGGAGAGAGUAUCUUGGAUAAAGGACAUUGUUGUGGCAGUAACUGGAGAGAACAUGGAAGCAAUGAAGUGUAUUAUUCAGAGGUACCAGCAUAAAGGCAUCUCUCUGGUUGAAUCUGGAGUGACCCGCCACAGGUCAAUUUUCAAUGGACUAAAAGCACUGGCAGAGGAUCAGCCCAACUGUAGACUCUCAAAGCCAGAAGUAGUGAUUAUCCAUGAUGCUGUGAGACCAUUUGUGGAGGAAGAUGUCCUCCUUAAAGUUGUCACAGCUGCUAAGGAACAUGGGGCUGCAGGAGCAAUCCGACCUCUCGUAUCUACUGUCAUCAGUCCAUCUGUAGAUGGCUGCUUAGACCACUCACUGGAACGUGCGAGACACAGGGCAAGUGAAAUGCCCCAGGCCUUUCUAUUUGACGUGAUCUAUGAAGCAUAUCAGCAGUGUAGUGACUAUGACCUGGAAUUUGGAACUGAGUGUUUGCAUUUGGCUCUAAAAUACUGUCACAUCAAAGCCAAACUUAUAGAAGGAUCUCCUGAGCUCUGGAAGGUGACCUACAAACGAGAUCUGUAUGCAGCUGAAUCGAUUAUUAAGGAAAGAAUUUCACAACAAAUUUGUGUAGUUAUGGACACAAAAGAAGAUGAAGAACAUGUAGGUCAUCGUCUUGAAGAAAUGCUAAAAAAUGAAUUAAAUCAUGUAAAAGUCACGUCUGGCAGAGAUCUUCAGCAAAUCAUCUUAGAGCAAUGCUACAAUUUUGUUUGUGUGAAUGUUAUGACCUCUGAUUUUGAAGAAACCCAGAAAUUACUGAAUAUGCUUGAAGAGAGUAAUCUUUCCAUUUUAUAUCCUGUUGUUGUUAUUUCAGUGCAAUUUCUUGAUUAUGAAUCAGUACCAUUUGGUCAGAAAAUGGAAAACCUAAUGCAGAUUAGAGAAUUUGCCAAGGAAGUGAAAAAAAGAAAUAUUUUAUUAUAUGGCCUUCUUGUAUAUUACCCACAGGAUGAACAGAAGCUACAGGAAAGUUUAAGGCAAGGUGCCACCAUUAUUGCUGCCUUAAUCAAGGAAAGAAAUCCCGGACUCAUUGGUCAACUACUGGUAGCAUAAAGAACAUGAAGAAAAUUACCUACUGUGUUCUUAGAAACAUUUACCUAAGUAUCUCUUUUGUGCUUCUCUCCGAAUUGUAUAUGGUAGAAUGUUUAAGUUGUAUUUUAUGUCUUUUAUAAUUUGGAGGAUGUGAUGCUUAGGUGAACUUGAAAACUUUUUAUGCAUGUCAAAUAUAAAUUGCUUAAACCGGAAAAGAACAGAUAAGUGGAAAAUAAUAGCCUUCACAUAAAGAAUGUGUGCCUUUUCACAAAGGCAUGAAAGGUAAAAUAGAAAUAAUGAUGAGUCAGCUGAUUCUCCAAGGAAUGAGAAUUUAGGAAAUGUCAACUAUUAUCUCUCUGUUAAUUAGUAAAUCACACUAUAAUGAAACUAAUAAAUAAGAUUAAUGAGUAUUGUUAAUUCUAACAUUAUCCUCUCUCCAUGGGUUAUUUUGAAUUGCAUUCCAAUUUUUCACACCUUAAAAAAAAAAGAAGAGAUAGCAGUAAAUUCUGGUUUGAGUGUCUGUACCAUUAGCCUCACAUUACCCUAGAUCUCUAAAGGAGAUGUAAUCUCCUGCUUUUCUAAUGUUUUAAAAUUGUAUGUUUUCCUUGGUUUAUGAAAUACAGUUUUGACUUACAUUAUUUUUAAAGGCUUCUGAUUUUUCUGAAUAACUUUAAAAGAAGACUGGAAAGCUUCAUGAAAGUGACGUUAUUUUGGUCAAUCUUAAGUUAGUCUUCUAAAAGGAAGAGAGUCCAUUGCACAUAAAAUAAUUUUCUUUUGAUACGGAUAACUGCUGCCUUUUAAAAUCGAGUUCUUAGUCUUUCAAAUUUCCACUGGUAUAUACAUCUUAAAUAUUGAUGAUUUUUCCCUUACCUUAUAUUUUACAGUUUUGUCAAUCCAGUCAUUAGAGAUGCCUUUUAUUCUAUGUAUACACUUCAUAAAAACACAUAGAUCAGAUUAUGCCAGGGCUUAGGCUGCACGUGGGAACUAUAAAAAUUGCAUGAAAUGUUUUCAGUUAAAGAUAGACUAUGAGGGCUUCCCUGGUGGCGCAGCGGUUGAGAGUCCGCCUGCCGAUGCAGGGGACAUGGGUUCGUGCCCAGGUCCAGGAAGAUCCCACAUGCCGCGGAGCG
Molecule: messenger RNA, 3978 nt
Organism: Aethalodelphis obliquidens (Pacific white-sided dolphin)
Lineage: Eukaryota; Metazoa; Chordata; Mammalia; Artiodactyla; Delphinidae
Gene: CRPPA
Product: CDP-L-ribitol pyrophosphorylase A
Exons: 10
Coding region: 1535-2872 (445 amino acids)
Biological process (GO): protein O-linked glycosylation via mannose; isoprenoid biosynthetic process
Cellular component (GO): cytosol
Molecular function (GO): D-ribitol-5-phosphate cytidylyltransferase activity
Source: RefSeq, a predicted model, not a curated record